CUUCGACUCGCAGAAAUGGGUUGUUGUGCUUAUCCUCGUUCUACUCGGAUCCUUCCUCGUUCUGAUGACGAUGAAACCAAGAGAGACAUAAAGAUGAUUAAGAGAACCAUAAGCAUGUCCGAUGUGCUUGGAAAUUUCACCAGUCAUACGAGCAGUGGAAAUGGCGAUCAUCAAUAUGGCUGUCUUACACGUGGCAGCAAUAUGAAUAGCCUGCCAAAGCUUCAGUUCAGAGAUCACAUAUGGACUUAUACUCAGAGAUACCUUGCAGCUGAAGCUUUUGAAGAGGCAGCACAGGAGAUGAUCGAUUCUGAUCAAGCCGAGGAAGAUGGAUGUGCUGACGGAAUGAGACUUGUUCAACUUCUAAUUGCUUGCGCGGAAGCUGUGGCUUGCCGUGACAAAUCGCAUGCUUCUAAUUUAUUAUCUGAGCUUAAAGCCAAUGCUUUAGUGUUCGGUUCUUCUUUCCAAAGGGUUGCUUCUUGUUUCGUCCAAGGCCUGGCGGAUCGUCUUGCCUGGAUUCAACCUAUUGGGGCUGUGGGAUCUAUAGUGCCUAUAAUGAACAUUAUGGAUACAGCUUCUGAAGAAAUGAAAGAAGCUUAUAAAUUAGUGUAUGAGAUUUGCCCGCAUAUUCAGUUUGGUCACUUUGUAGCUAACUCCACAAUAUCGGAAGCCUUUGAGGGUCAGAGUUUUCUUCAUGUGGUGGACUUAGGGAUGAGCCUUGGUCUCCCCCACGGGCACCAAUGGCGAGGACUGAUCCAGGAUCUUGCUAACCGCGCCGGGAACCCUGUUCGCCGGCUUCGAAUUACUGGCGUUGGACUUUGUAUUGAGAGACUCCAGAACAUAGGUGAAGAACUCGAGGCUUAUGCAAAAAACUUGGGGAUCAAUCUGGAAUUCUCAGCAGUGCAAAAAAACUUGGAAAAUUUGCGUCCUGAUGAUAUACAAGUCCAUGAGGGUGAAGUUCUAGUUAUAAACAGCAUUCUUCAGUUGCAUAGUGUGGUGAAAGAAACUCGUGGAUCUUUGAACUCAGUGCUUCAGAUGAUCCAUAAGCUCUCACCAAAAGUGUUUGUUAUGGUCGAGCAGGAUUCAAGCCACAAUGGACCCUUCUUUCUCGGGAGAUUCAUGGAAUCGCUGCAUUAUUACUCUGCAAUAUUUGACUCGCUUGAUGCUAUGUUGCCCAAGUAUGACACAAAGAGGGCCAAAAUAGAACAGUUUUAUUUCGCAGAGGAGAUAAAGAACAUAGUGAGCUAUGAGGGAGCAGCGAGGGUGGAGAGGCACGAGAGACUGGACCAGUGGCGGCGGAGGAUGAGCCGGGCCGGGUUUCAGGCGGCACCGAUCAAGACGGUGGCUCAGGCCAAGCAGUGGCUUCACAAGAAAGAGGUCAGCGAUGGAUAUACCGUUGUGGAAGAGAAAGGAUGCUUGGUGCUUGGAUGGAAAUCAAAGCCAAUUGUUGCUGCUUCUUGCUGGAAAUGCUAAAUACUUAAAUCUUUACCGCUUGCUUUGGUGUUUGGAAUCAGUAUCAAUCAAUAAAACAGUUUCCACGG
Neltuma alba is the source of this 1538-nucleotide messenger RNA. RefSeq names its product scarecrow-like protein 21. The coding region runs from base 16 to 1470 and encodes 484 amino acids. NCBI's taxonomy places the organism in Eukaryota, Viridiplantae, Streptophyta, Magnoliopsida, Fabales, Fabaceae. The record is from RefSeq and is a predicted model, not a curated record. The transcript has a single exon.